CCCUGAGGCGGGGCCCAGGACGGAGCCUUCGGACGGGGGGCCCCGGGGGCCCUGCCGUUGCGCCAGGGGCUCUUUGAAGUCGCCCGAAUACGGCCCCGAAUCGCCAGAAAAUGCCGCAGCCAUUUUGGCUCAGUCAAGUCUGACUUAAGUUUCAAAUUGCUUAGUUCAAGAGAACAUUCUGCCCUUUCCGACCUGCUGAUCGCGCGUUGUUGGCUGGACCUCCAGAGGAUCAAUGACAUCCCAGGAGACGAAGCCCAAAUAUUAUCCUACGCCCCUGCGUCCGACGAGAUGAAGCGCAUUCCCCUGGGCGAUACGUUGAGGGCCGUGUCGUGAGCGGUGGCAUUAAGGAUGUGGUCUCAGUUGACAUCCUGGGGCCCUUCAAGUCGUCAUGCUGUGGCAUUGACGGUCCCAAAGUUUCUUUCGAGGCCACCGACUUUGACGUCUACAAGCCAGACGGCACGACGACCAAGCUCCUCGGUUUCGCCAGCCCCGGGCCGCCCGUUGGUGCUUUGCAUGGGAGGUGUGUGCACCCGACCCGCCACUCGCCACGGCGCGCGCGAGAUGAGCUUGCUCGCUGCUGAGUUCCGCGACAAGGCUGACUUUCUGCUCGUGGGUUGCACGGAGAACCACACUGGCGAUGGCACCCCCUUCGGCAUAAACAACGGGUUUUCUGGCGCAGAUGGCGAGAACAACGGUCGCUGGAGCAUCCCCCAGCCGAAAACGCUGCAGGAGCGCAUCGACUCGGUGGCGGGUCUUUUGACGAUGAUUUUUCAUAUACCUUGGGUCGUGGACGGGAUGGGCAAUGAGGUGGGGGAUACCUACAGGGCAUAUCCAUGUCGCAACUACGUGGUCAAGGACGGGGUCGUGGUUUUCGAAGGUGGGCAUGGUUCGCUGGCGCAGGUCACAGAUCACAUCAAGGCUUGCUAGCGUGCCGUGUCAUGCAGAUGCCAACCUUUUGGCUGUUGUAUCGACCCCUCGGCUCCGAACGUUUUUACAGCUCAUUCGGCAUGCUGUCCAAAUCCAGUCGAUCGCCCCCCAUGUUGUUGACCAGCCCGGUUGUAACCCAACUUGCCUAUAAUGGCAGCGGUCUAAAGAUAGUUCUGCAGAAGCUACCUUAGGAUGGCUGGAGUGUGCAUCGCUGUUUGCUGGCAUCCGAUGGCCAGUAACCUUGACGAUUCUAGGGUGGCGUCCCGAUGUGUGCCAUCUUGACGGGCACUGUACUUAUAAGUUAUGAAGCGGACCGUGUGGCAUUAUGUUUCAAACAUCCCUUGGCUUUUACCCAUGAAUGAAGCAGGCGUUCUCUGAUGGUGCAGUUGCCUGUCACGAGGGCGCCUUGCCGACGCAUGGGCUCCGACACAAAGGAUUGCGAGUGACCAUGUGCUUCAAUAGCAAAACAAGAAAAUGCGUUUCCA
This is a messenger RNA of Prorocentrum cordatum, 1412 nucleotides long. NCBI's taxonomy places the organism in Eukaryota, Dinophyceae, Prorocentrales, Prorocentraceae. The record is from the annotation of a GenBank genome assembly.